Molecule: messenger RNA, 2927 nt
Organism: Gorilla gorilla gorilla (western lowland gorilla)
Lineage: Eukaryota; Metazoa; Chordata; Mammalia; Primates; Hominidae
Gene: HSBP1L1
Product: heat shock factor binding protein 1 like 1
Exons: 6
Coding region: 2338-2562 (74 amino acids)
Biological process (GO): cellular heat acclimation
Cellular component (GO): cytosol; nucleus
Molecular function (GO): transcription corepressor activity
Source: RefSeq, a predicted model, not a curated record
CAGGUCAGAGGCAGGCUCGUCUCGUCUUCUGCAGGGCCAGUUCCAGGCUCGUGUGGGCCGGUGGGGCUCCCUGCUCGUUUAGCUGUCUGUGAUUAGGAACGCAUAGCCCAUGAGGACAGGGUGCCCAGCCUGAACCUGCACCCAGAGUCAGCCAGUCAGCAUCUGAAGAUAACGGGUUCCACGGGGUGCCCACAAGCUCUCCAAAGUCCCAACGCCAGUCUGCCUUCACGGCUGUCUGAAGUGCUUUAUCACUGGUGAGCUCAGUGCUGUCAAGAGCUCUGUGGCCCCCGCUCCGCCUGAAUAAGGGAGGAGCGGCAGCCAGGGAGCAGCCCCGCCCUGGAGACACUGAAAGCCCUUGGGUCUGCGCCUGCCCCCACCACGAGGGAGCCGUCCCCUGAAGCCAUGAGCUUAAUGCUGGGCUGUCCCUGGAGUAAAGCUUCCGGGAGCUCAGUGCCUGCAGAGUAAGGGAAGAGUGGACGUUCUAGAACUUUCUGGAAGGGAGGAAGGAGGGCAGUCUGACUGGCUCCCUGCUCAUUUAGCUGUCUGUGGUUAGGAAAGCUGCCUGUGGGCUGAUGAGGAACCCUGUCGUGGCCCGGCCGUGGGGCACCACUGCCCAUCUCCUCCCGCCUCCAGAGAUGAGCACCCUCUGAAGAGCUUGGAGGGGCUGACGCCAGCCCGCUGUGUCUGCCUCCUCUCUACAGGCGUAAUUUCCUGCUUUUCCCCUAAGUUAGCUUGAGUGACUUCUGGUUCUUGACACUGAGGUGUGUUUCUGAUGGAAACACCACCGGCUUGUACUCCUUGCCCCCCACGCCAGGCAGGCUUUCCUGGGUGCAGGCUGUCCACCCUGUACUGUGGCAUCUGCAGGCCCUGCCUCCUCCUCCUCAGCAGCCACCCACACUGGCUUUCCCGAAAAGCCGAAGCCGCCCGGCAGGAUUCCUUAGGCCUGAAUGGUCCUGGGAGUGGGCCGGGAGCCACAGCACAGCAGCCACUUUCCACCCACACCGCGUCUUUCUCAGCCGUCCACACUGGCCCCUACAACUAAGUUUGUAUCUCAGCCUCUCUCAGAGACAGAAAAAAAGAGGAGGGACGCUAAAAGCACACGAAAAGUGGCAAAAUGGCCAUGCUUUUAAAAAAUAAUUUUAACAGCUUCAUUGAAAUGUAAUUCACAUACCACAAAAUCCACCCAUUUAAAGGGCAUAAUUCAACAGUUUUGAGUAUAUUCACAGGGUUGUGAAACCUUCUUAUGAUCUAAUUUUGGAACAUUUUUGUCUCCCCCACAAAGAAACCCCAGACCUCCUAAAUCUCUCCGCACUCUCCCUCGUCCAUGCAGCCCCCACCAACGGCAGUCAACUUUCUGUCUCCGUGGCCUUGCCUGUUCCAACUCUCCGUGGACUUACCACUCAGGGUCUUCACGCCUGGCCUCUGCCACCCAGCGUUGUUCCGGAGGCCCACCUGCUUCAUAGCGUGCGUCAGCGCCUCACUCCUUUGUGUGGCUGAGGAAUAUUCUAUCAUCUGCAUUUUGUCACCUACUUAUCGGGGGUGGACAUUUGGGUGGCUUCCACCUUUUGAGCAUUACUGAUGCUGCAGGAGACUUGGUGCACUCGCGCUGUCGUUUCCUUCGGUAUAUGCCUGGGGUGGCGCGGCUGGGCCCUGUGGAAACUGCUUCACUUUUGAGGACCCACCCGACUUUUUCACAGCACUGCAGCCUUUCACAGCCCACCGGCUGCGUGGGGGGGGCCACAAUCCCCACAUGCCCCUCGGACUUACGUUUGUCUCUCUGAUUCUAGCCAUGCUGGUGGGUUGCAGUGGGAGCUCAUUGUGGUUUUGAUUUGUGUUUUCCUGGUGACCAGUUGUAAUGAGAAAAACCGAGAAUCACAUUUAAAACCUUACCCUAAAGUGGGAGUUGCUGAGAGACCAAAGAAUGACUGGGCGGAGUCCAGAUUGGUGAGUAGCGCUGCAGAGGGGCACAGACACGGCAAGAAGACCGGUAACCCUAAAACACCGUCCUGGGAGGUCACCCACAAGGUGACGAGCCACAACCCAGGUGUGAAAGAGGCCAGGGAAGGCCCAGCGUGGUGGCCCAGGCCUGCGGUCCCAGCACUUCGGGAGGCCGAGGCAGGAGGAUCACUUGUGCCCAGGAAUUCGAGACCAGCCUGGGCAACAUAGUGCAGCGCCCGCCUCUCUGCUCCGGCCCCGCCUCCGCCCUGGAACGCAGCGCGCUCCGCCCGAGGUCUCCCGGCGGCCCAUACAGGAAUCGCGGAGCUUAGCUGACGCCACCUCGCGCCGGGUCCGCGCGGCCCACGGGACCCCCCCUGACGCCCCCGGCCCGCGGUCCACAUGGACGUGCGGGGCCCUGAAGCCCCCGGCGGGCGCGCGCUGCGGGACGCGGCAGAAAAUCUAUUUCAGGAACUUCAGGAACAUUUUCAAGCUCUGACGGCAACAUUAAACCUCAGAAUGGAAGAAAUGGGAAAUCGCAUUGAGGACUUACAGAAGAAUGUCAAUGACUUAAUGGUGCAAGCUGGCAUUGAAAAUUCUAUUAAAGAACAAAUGCUGAAGACCUAACUGCAGCAUGUCUGUAUUUGGAGAUGGGGCCUCUACAGAAGUCAUUAAGGUUACAUGCGUCCUGAGGGUGGGGCCCUCAUCCAACAGGAUUCGUCUUUCUGAGAAGAGACGCCAGGGGCUCGCCCGCUCUCCCCCCGUGCCUGCACCAGAGAAGGAGGCCAUCGGCAAGCCAAGGAGAGCCCUCCCCAGAAAUCACACGGACCGGCACCUUGACCUGGGACUUCCAGAAAACAGAACUGUGAAAAGACAAGUUCCUGUUGUUUAAACCAGCCAGUCCGAAGUAUUUUGUUAUGGCAGUCCUGGGCAGACUGAUUCAAUACGCAACACAUUUACACUAAAUAUACAAUAAACUUACAAAUGUGGAA